Messenger RNA from Zerene cesonia (dogface butterfly), 2334 nucleotides. RefSeq names its product ATPase family AAA domain-containing protein 1-like (gene nmd). The coding region runs from base 152 to 1306 and encodes 384 amino acids. Gene Ontology annotation, cellular component: mitochondrial outer membrane. The record is from RefSeq and is a predicted model, not a curated record. Gene Ontology annotation, molecular function: ATP binding; ATP hydrolysis activity. NCBI's taxonomy places the organism in Eukaryota, Metazoa, Arthropoda, Insecta, Lepidoptera, Pieridae. The transcript has 8 exons.
AUUUUGUCUAUGAAACUAAAAUCCAUGAAUUGGAGAUGUGUGAUGAUGAGUGAAUUGUUUUUAAGAAUUUUUUCUCAAUAAAUUCAUAGUAUUACUGGUUAGUUAACGGCUUUCAGUUUUUAGUUUAUAGUUAAUAAAUUUCACUAACGGCAUGAUGGUGGAAGGGUCUGCAUUUACAAGGAACGAUGUGUUCCAAAUGGCAAUACGUGUGGCCUUUGUGUCUGCAGUUACAUACUUUUCAAUUAAAUGGCUAGUGAAUCAAAUAGAUCCUACGUCGAAGAGCCGAAAAAAGGCCGAGGAAAGAGCGCGGGAGCAGUUACGCAAGAUAUCUUCCAGAGCUGGGCUGGGGAGCAAGCACGCACUGGCCCUCGACAAGCUGACUGAUCAUGAGAUGAUCAUUGCUUCUCAACUGGUGGUGCCCGAUGAAAUCAAUGUUAACUGGAAGGACAUAGCUGGUCUGGACAACCUAAUAAAAGAGCUGAGGGAGACUGUGAUACUUCCGAUACAGAAGAGGGAAUUAUUUGCUGACAGUCGACUCACACAGCCACCCAAAGGUGUCCUGCUACAUGGCCCACCAGGUUGCGGCAAGACUCUAAUCGCCAAAGCAACAGCCAAGGAAGCGAAUAUGAGUUUCAUAAACCUUGACGUAUCUCUUCUCACUGACAAAUGGUACGGAGAGACCCAGAAGUUGGCUGCCGCUGUGUUCAGUCUGGCUGUUAAAUUGCAGCCUUGUAUUGUGUUUAUUGAUGAGAUUGAGUCGUUCCUGCGCACGCGAACGGCGCACGACCACGAGGCGACCGCGAUGAUGAAGACUCAGUUCAUGUCGCUGUGGGAUGGCCUCAUCACCGAUCCGUCUUGCACGGUCAUCAUCAUGGGUGCAACGAACCGGCCGCAGGACCUGGACAAGGCGAUCCAGCGGCGCAUGCCGGCCACCUUCCACGUGCCGAUGCCGAGCGAGCCGCAGCGCGAGCGCAUCCUGCAGCUCAUCCUGCACCAGGAGCCCGUCGCCGCCGACAUCGACUACAAGAGGCUGGCGGCGUGCACGGAGGGCUUCUCGGGCUCCGACCUGCACGAGGUGUGCCGCCAGGCGGCCGUGUACCGCGUGCGGGACUACGCGCGCGAGGAGCUCGCCAGGGACGAGAUGUCAAAGGAUAGCAGAUCCAACGUGUCGGAGUCGGACGAUGAAUACGCAGACGCAAUGAGGCCGAUCACAAUGGAGGAUCUCAAGAACGCGCUCGGGAAACUGAAGGAGUCAAAGAUACAAUGCGGCUCGCUCGCGCCCAGCAUGCGGCUGGAACUCGACUAGAAUGUUCGAGAACGUUCUAGAACAUUCUAGAAGCGCCUAGUAGCUAAUGGAAACAGAAUCGAAGUCUCGAAGUAAGACGUUCCAUUGUUCCAUUUUUAAAUCUGUUGAUAUUGUUUUCGGUUUCUGUAUUGGUGUUUUAUUUUCAAACGUGUUUGUUUGAUUAUUUUGGAAUAGUCAUGAGAAUGUUUAGUGCAAUAUUUAGGACCAAUUGAGGUCUAAUAUAAUAUGAUGUUCUCGAUUUAGUUUAAAAUCUAUUGCUUUGUUUGAGUUGAACAUGUUUUCAUUGUGCUUUUAUAGAACGUUCUUGUGACCUUUUUAAUCUGUUGGGAUCUUUUUAAACAUAGAACAGGAAUAGAAUUCUUAUGUUUAUAUUGUGUCGUUUGAGAUGGACGGGGUUGAUUGUAAAAUGUUUGAAUUAUAUUUUAAUCAUUUUUUUACUUUGUAUUAUAUAGCUUUUCCGUCCCAACCGAUUUGUGAAAUGUCUGGGCGUGCAUGAAUUGUGAUUCGAUUGGUUAUUUUAAAAAUUUGCGGAUACGAUUUAUUUAUUUAACGCUCUUAUACAUUUGUAAACCCAGGAAACCUUACAACAACUUAUGGAAAUAGAAAUAGUUACAAGUUAUUGUGUAGCUUUGUCACUUAUUAGUGAUCUCUUUCAGACAACCUGGGUAAAAGGUAACAAGUGUAAUAAAACACAAAUGGCGGGACGUGAACAGAUAAAAAGAAUGCGUAGAAUAUUAUUGUUUGAUUAGGAUAUCGAUUAAAUUCCUUUUUUUUUUUUAAUCUAGUUAAAAACCUUUUGCUUUAUUUUAAUUUCGUUUAUAUAUCAGUCUGUAUAGUUUGGCUUCUAUUAUCUUGUAUGUAUGUUAUAAUUGUUACAGCCGCAGGGCGGUCGCGUAAAAUAUGCUUUAUGUAAAAUUUUAAAUAGAAAAAUCUUUGCAAAAAAUUUCAGAUUAAUAGAUAGAUAAUAAUUAUAGAUUACGAUGUUGUUGUAGGCGGUAGAUGUAUAGAAUGCAUUCUCCAAGAUUUAU